Messenger RNA from Spirometra erinaceieuropaei, 1890 nucleotides. The record is from the annotation of a GenBank genome assembly. Lineage: Eukaryota; Metazoa; Platyhelminthes; Cestoda; Diphyllobothriidea; Diphyllobothriidae.
AUGUCGGCCAUCGAACGGUCAUCACACCAAGUGCAGCAAUCCUCGAUGAAGGGUGAGUCGUGAAAUUACGUAGGUAUGCGGUCGCAUGGCAAAUGCAUCCUAUAAAUGCUGCAGUCCCUUGUGCAUGAACUACCCAUAUCUGCUGUUCUCCUGAUAAUGGGUUCGAACAGAAAUCCGAAACGUCAAGCUUUUAUUACAGCGACCGCGUCUCUUUUAAGACUGCUUCUUGGAACUCGUCUCUUUGCUCCCAUUGACUGGCUUAACCGCAACACUAAAUUUCCGAAACCUAACGCUAACCCUUACUUUUACCCCCUCCCCCGACUUAAAAUAAAAGCCCGUAUCUCCUUGUCCAAUUAAGUAUUGCGCAUAAGCGCCGGCGAUCAGCGCGAGGACAGGCAGAACCGGCGGUAGCAGCCGCCUCAACGCAGCAUGAACACACAGGGACAGCUGCCGCCGGUUUUCCGUCUCGCAUCCUCCCAGGACUGCGUAGACGAAAUCGGACUGAAUGUAAUCGGAACAAACAGAAUGUCAGGAAGAUGAGGUUACACUAGGUUAGGCGGGAUUUGUCUUAACUUAUAUUAAGUCAUCAUUAUUAUGUAUUUCUACGUUAUAAAUUCUUUUUCCAUUGUUUACGCUCGUGUAUCUUUUAGGAAUUCUUUGUACUUGCUGGCCAUGUGGAUCUCGAGGUUCUUGCGCAGUGGCCUUGUAGGCUUAGGUGCGAAAGGUAAAAACGUUGCGACUUCGAAAGGUUUACCCAAAAAACUCCCCAUAGCGGGCGUCCAAAAUGUUGUGCUAAUAGCCUCAGCGAAGGGUGGCGUAGGUAAUAUCCUCAGAACUUGCUUACUAUUCUUCUUACUAGGAAAAUCGACUGUUGCGGUCAACCUCGCACUUGCAUCCUCCUUGCUCAAUUCGGCAUUGCGAAUAGGAUUGAUGGAUGGGGAUAUUUUCGGGCCUUCAAUACCGCAAAUGAUGGGUCUUGAAGGCAUAGAACCUGAAGUCAAUGCCAAAAAGUUAAUAAUUCCUUUGCAAAACUAUGGCAUCAAGACCAUGUCAAUGGGUUCGUUGAUAAGAAAAGAGUCUGCCGUCGUGUGGCGUGGACUGAUGGUAAUGAGUGCAAUCCAACAACUCCUACGCCAGGUAAGCACAUUUGGUUUCUGCUGUCUACACAGUUUCUGAGUUCUGUGUUGUCUAACUAGCUCUUUUACAUUUUGCUAUGGCCUCGUGAUAUCUGACAUGUAGAAUGUAGAUUGUCGAGUAACUUCCUUCGGUGCACUUAAUUCUUUAUGAGCGGCCUGUUAGAUGUCCUAAAACUCAUUAUUGCCUGCUUAUCACUAAGGAAUGUUUGGCCGCCUUGGCUUUUUGUUUCCCCCAUCGUCCCAUGUGUGCGAUAUGCUUGGACGCCUUUAGGGCCGCAAUUCGUCAUUGGCUUACACGCCAGGGAGGUGUAUAACUUCGGCCCUGGCUUCGAAAGUUCGCCAGACGUUAUCAAAGAUUGCACGGAGCCCUACUUGCACAAUGCCCCACCGUAGCCGUAGUACCACACAGAAUACUUCAAAGAUUAGACUCAACUUUUGGACAUUGUUCCAUCAUUAGAAUCCUUGUUGGACGCGCCCACCUCUCACCCCCUUUCUUCCCUUAAAGGUCGCUUGGGGGCCUCUUGAUACCCUAUUCGUGGACACCCCACCGGGGACUGGGGAUGUGCAACUCUCAAUCAGUCAAAACAUACCUGUUCAAGGAGCAGUCAUUGUGACUACAUCGCACUCGCUGUCAUUGGCAGACACACGCCGAGGAAUCGAAAUGAUGCUAAAAUUGAACGUGAGUUCUUCGCAACAAUAUUUCAUUCCACCUUACUGGUCACACCUCUGUAUACCUCCCUACAACUCUGAUUGA